This is a messenger RNA of Cebus imitator (Panamanian white-faced capuchin), 3849 nucleotides long. It is a transcript of the gene ITIH6, whose product is annotated as inter-alpha-trypsin inhibitor heavy chain family member 6. The record is from RefSeq and is a predicted model, not a curated record. Gene Ontology annotation, molecular function: serine-type endopeptidase inhibitor activity. The transcript is spliced from 8 exons. Gene Ontology annotation, biological process: hyaluronan metabolic process. Lineage: Eukaryota; Metazoa; Chordata; Mammalia; Primates; Cebidae. The annotation marks the transcript as partial.
AUUUACGAUGGCUAUUUCGUUCACUACUUUGCCCCUAGAGGCCUUCCACCUAUGGAGAAGAAUGUGUUUUUUGUUAUUGACGUAAGCGGCUCCGUGUUUGGUACCAAGAUGAAACAGACUAAAAAGGCCAUGAAUGUGAUUCUCAGUGACCUUCAAGCCAAUGACUACUUCAACAUCAUCUCCUUUUCUGACACAGUUAGUGUCUGGAAAGCUGGAGGCUCAAUCCAGGCCACCACCCGGAAUGUCCACAGUGCCAAAGACUACCUGCAUCGCAUGGAAGCUGAUGGUUGGACCGACAUCAACUCAGCUCUGCUGGCAGCUGCUUCAGUGCUGAACCAUAGCAACCAGGAGCCUGGGAGGGUCCCCAGUGUGGGAAGGAUCCCUCUUAUCAUCUUCCUGACAGAUGGGGAGCCCACAACCGGCGUGACGACCCCCAGUGUGAUCCUCUCCAAUGUCCGUCAGGCGCUAGGCCACAGGGUAUCCCUUUUCAGCUUGGCCUUUGGGGAUGAUGCUGACUUUACACUGCUGCGCCGCCUUUCCCUGGAAAAUCGGGGAAUAGCCCGGCGCAUAUAUGAGGGCACUGAUGCGGCCCUACAGCUGGAGGGCCUCUAUGAGGAGAUCUCCAUGCCUCUGCUGGCAGAUGUGCGUCUGGACUACCUGGGCGGCUUGGUUGGGGCCUCCCCUUGGGCCGUUUUCCCCAACUACUUUGGUGGCUCAGAGCUGGUGGUGGCAGGCCAGGUGCAGCCAGGCAAACAGGAGCUGGGCAUCCACCUGGCAGCCCGUGGCCCCAAGGAUCAGCUUCUUGUGGCCCGCCACAGUGAAGGGGCCACCAACAAUAGCCAGAGGGCAUUUGGGUGCCCAGGGGAGCCAGCCCCAAAUGCGGCCCACUUCAUCCGCCGCCUCUGGGCCUAUGUCACCAUUGGAGAGCUGCUGGAUGCACGCUUCCAAGCUCGUGACACCACCACUCGCCACCUGCUGUCUGCCAAAGUCCUCAACCUGUCCCUUGAAUACAGCUUUGUCACACCUCUGACUUCACUGAUCAUGGUGCAACCCAAAGAGGCCAAUGAGGAGACCAGGAGACAGAUCUCCACCACAGCUGGGCCAAACACCAUAAUGCCCUCAUCCAGCAGCAGGCAUGGCCUAGGGGUAAGCACAGCUCAGCCAGCCUUGGUGCCCAAGGUUAUCUCCCCCAAAUCAAGGCCUGUAAAACCAAAGUUCUACUUAUCCUCAACUACCACAGCCUCUACCAAGAAGAUGCUCAGUUCCAAAGAAUUGGAGCCAUUGGGAGAGAGCCCUCGUACCCUGUCGAUGCCCACAUACCCAAAGGCCAAAACUCCAGCACAACAGGAUUCUGGCACUUUGGCCCAGCCAACUCUCAGGACAAAACCUACUGUUCCUGUACCCUCAAAUUCUGGUGCUCUGUUGCCUCCGAAGCCCAGCACUCCAUCACACCAGAAUCCUGAUAUAUUACCCAUGAACUCCAGGACGCAAGUCCCAACUCUGACAGCUGGCAUCCCAGCCUCGCCCAAAGCUAGCACUGUGAAACAUGUUACUCCACUGCAUUCCAAACCUGGUGCUCCAUCACACCCCCAACUUGGGGCACUCACAUCACAGUCACCUAAAGGCCUGCCACUGUCAAGACCUGGUGUCUCUACACUUCAGGUUCCCAAGUACCCACCAAACACCAGACCUAGGGUUCCUGCUCCCAAGACCCGAAACAACAUGCCACACCCCAGACCUGGGAUCCUCUUAUCCAAGACCCCUAAAAUCUCAGUAUCUCUUAAACCGAGUGCCCCACCACACCAAAUUUCCACAAGUGUACCAGUUUCCAAGCCUGAGACCCCAAGCCCCCAUAUUCCCCAAACCCUACUACCUCCUAGACCUGACAGACUGAGACCCCCACCUCCUGAGAGCCUAAGCACAUUCCCAAAUACAAUCUUAAGUUCCACAGGUCCCAGCAGUACCACAAUCACCUCUGUCCUUGGUGAACCCCUCCCCAUGCCCUUUGCCCCCACUCUGCCCCCUGGAAGGUUCUGGCAUCAGCAUGACCUGCUGCUGGGUCCCCAGAAGACCAGGCAAGUUCUGGGAACAUCUAGGCCAGGAGUUCCAACAAUGAGCCUACUCAACAGCUCCAGGUCUGCAACAGAAGGCAGCCCUCCAAACCUGCCAAUCUUGCUGCCUUCCAGCAACGUCCCUGAGGCCAUCAGUCUGCUCCUUCUCCCUGAGGAGCUAGUGCUGCUGUCUGAGUCAACAGUGGAAUCCAAGUUUGUGGAGUCCUUGAACCCACCAGCAUUCUAUACCUUCCUCACUCCUGAUGCAGAUGGAAGUCCAAACUGGGAUGGUGAUUCUGAGGAGAUCCUGGGAGGAGCUGGAGGCAGCAUGGGAUCUCAAGGACGUUCUGUGGGGUUAGCAAAAGGCACAUUGCCUAGCGUCUUCACCUUCUCCUCCUCAGUGGAUGGGGACCCCCACUUUGUGAUCCAAAUCCCACACUCAGAAGAGAAGAUCUGCUUCACACUGAAUGGGCACCCCGGGGACUUGCUACAGCUCAUAGAGGACCCAAAGGCAGGGCUACACGUGAGUGGGAAGCUGCUUGGCGCGCCACCAAGGCUGGGCCAUGAGGACCAGACUCGCACCUACUUCCAGACGAUCACAGUCAGUACAGAGAAACCCCGGGCCUACACUAUCACCAUCAGCCGCAGUUCUAUAUCUUUGCGAGGCGAGGGUACCUUGCACCUGUCCUGGGACCGACCUGCCGUGCUGAAGAGGCCCCAGCUGGAGCUCUACGUGGCUGCUGCAGCCCACCUUACCAUCCGCCUUGGGCCCUACCUUGAGUUCCUGGUCCUCCGGCACCGCUACAGACAUCCCAGUACCCUGCAACUACCCCAUCUGGGGUUCUACGUGGCCAAUGGCUUGGGCCUCAGCCCCUCAGCCCGUGGCCUGAUGGGGCAGUUCCAGCACGCAGACAUCCGACUGGUGACAGGACCUAUGGGGCCACGCUUACGAAGGCACCAGGGCCCAGAUGUGCCUGUGAUUCUAGGCAAGAGGCUGCUGAAGGACUCACCAAGGCUGCUGCCCCGCUGGGUUUCCUGCUGGCUGGUGAAGCGCUCUCAUGUAGAGCAGCUUCUGGGUCACUCCUACCUCUCCUAUGUCCUGUGAUGGCAGAGCCAGGAGACCUGAAUUUGGGAGAUCCAGAAACCAGGACAUGGGGUGAGCCAGCCACAGAGACCCAAAGACAUGGAAGCACACACAGGGACACAAAGACUCACGCAUGUUCUAAGGAACACAUACACAAGAGUAUACAAACACACACACAUGCAGAGGCCUAGAGUCAGAAACCUCUGCAUCUUCAUGGUCCGUCAUGUCUCCAGUCUCACUCCCUCCAAAUCCAAGAUCCACACCAGGUUUACAAGUCACUUUUGUAAAACAAAAAACAGUCAGUAGUUCUGCUCACAACGUUCCCUAACAAACCAUGCUCUUAGAGUUUCCCUAACAAACCAUGCUCACUCCUACCACUGGACCACCAUUGCAUGUGCUUUUCCUUCUACAUGAGACAUGCUUCCUUUGUUCCUGUAGGUGAAUGUAAUUCAUCCUUCAAGUCCUAGUUAUUACCUCCUCUAGGAGGCCUUUUCUGAUGCCUGCCCUAGAUUGAGCUUGGUCCUGUCCUCUGGGUUCCUAUAGCCCCCCGCCCUCCAAGCUCACAGCACUUAGACUGUGUAGUAACCAUCUGUUUACUUGUCUUGGAUAUCUGACUUAGACUGUGAGCUCUUUGAGGGCAAGGACCUUUUCCAAAUCAUCUAUGUAGCCCCAGUGCCUAUCACAUAAUAGGUGCUUAGUAAAUAUUUGUUAAAA